CCACGCGCGCGAGAUCAUGCUAACAAGCGGCUAACCAACUGACACUGAUCAACAGACACCGAGCAGCUCCGCAGCUGAUCCUGAUCCGGACUCUGUCAGACUGCCUCACUGCAGGUCUCGUAUCCCCGCUGCAGGUCGCGUUCAGAGCCUCUGACUCCCGCUCAGAUGCGGCUCCGUGCGGGAGUCUGCUCUGUUGUUGACAUCCGUGACGAGCACGGGCGUGUGUUGUGUCCGUAGCCAUCAGAGCUAGCGUUACUUUGUUCGCGGAAGUUUUCUCUCUGGUAUGCAUUCAAACAUUUAGCUCGGUCUGACUCGGCUCUGGAGCCGGACUCCUGUCACUUUCAGUGUUUUUGGUUUGCGAUGAAGCUCCAGUGUGAUGUCGAGGUGGUGAAUCGGAUGCUCCCCACGUUCGGGAUGAAGAGUCGGGGCAAAGGGACGAGAGCUGUGCUCUCCAUCGGGAAACACACGGACAAGACGAGCCAGCGCAGCAGCGUCUACAUGAUGAUCUGUACGGCCAAAGACCGAGCAGGCUCCAAGUACAAGCUAAAAGACAACAUAGAGAAGUUCUUCACUUGGUUUGUGGAGGAAGGCAAGGCCACAGUGAGACUAAAGGAACCCGCUGUUGACAUUUGUUUGAGCAAGGCUGAUGCCAACAGCUUAAAGAACUUCCUGUCAGCCGCUCGCUUGGCGGACAGAGGAAGAGACGCGGCCAGCCUUCCCCUCUCCACGCUCACUCCUGUUCGCGCCAGAGACGUCGAGCAGCCCAAGAAGAAGCUCACCAUCACGUCCAAGAAGGACUACCCCCUCACGUCCAGCUUCCCCUACUCCCUGGAGCAGCUGCAAGUCUCCUACUGCAAACUGUCACGGGUGGACAUGCGGAUGCUGUCCCUUAAAGCUCUCCGCAAGUUAGACCUCAGCAACAACCACAUCAAGAAGCUCCCUGCCACCAUCGGUGACCUCAGCUGCCUCUCUGAGCUCAUCCUCCACAACAACCACCUGGAAGCUUUCAGCGUGGCCCUCUGCCUGUCCACCCUGCAGCGGACUCUCCAGCUCCUGGACCUCAGCCAGAAUCAACUGCAGUCCCUCCCCGCUCAGUUCUGCCAGCUCAGAGAACUAGUGAACCUCAAACUGGACGACAAUGAGCUCGUCUGUUUGCCGUUCCACAUUGGGCGGCUUUCAAAGUUGAGGUUCUUGUCAGCUGCGCAUAACCAGCUGGCCAUGUUGCCCAGUGACUUCCGUAGGCUGAGGCUGGAGAACCUGGACCUGUUUGGAAAUCCGUUCGUCCAACCGAACUCUCUGGACCACACAAUGAAUCUCACAUUCCCACUUCCACUUCAGGAGAUGGCCUCCAGAGCUGUGGCUAACCUCAGGAUACCAUACGGACCUCACCUCAUCCCCGCCCACUUGUGUCGGGACCUCGAAGAAGGCAAGACCUGCGACUGCGGCCGUGUUUGCGUCAGCUUCUACAUCAAGACGGCGGUCAGCAUGAACCUGCACCAAGUCUCCCACACGGUGGUCCUGGUGGACGACAUGGGGGGCACAGACGCACCUGUGCAGCAGCACUUCUGCUCCCUCUCCUGCUACUCUGAAUUUUUAGACAACUCCCUCCAGAGAGGAAUCAGAUGAAACACUCUUUUUUUUCCCCCAUUCGACAGGAAACAAACCAACAGCUGGAAAUUGCUGCGGAUUUUGCAAUAGACUGCGAGCUGUGAGACGUUGUAGGAGAGGAAUCUGCAGUAGUAAACAGCUCAGCGGUGCAGGUUCCUGCUACAGCCUGAGACUCUGUUAAGCUUUGUUUUUAAAAGCGCUUCAAGCUGCCUGUUUUACACUUGUGUUUGACUUCCCACACAUCGCAAACGGUGCAAGACAUGACAAGACACUCACCUUUCGUACCUGCUCCAUCUGUAACCGAGUGACACUGACAUUAUGUAACUCACAGCAACACUGACACAAAACGAAACUUACCCUGUGCUGCUGGUCACACGUCAUCUUUUUCAUUCUCCCUGCCCCUUAAAGCAAACUGCAGGUUGGUUCACCCACUGACCUACUUCUGCUCAGCAGGGGAAUAAAGAAAUUAGAUAAAUUUAAGUUUUUCUCCUGAACUCAGU
Messenger RNA from Larimichthys crocea (large yellow croaker), 2108 nucleotides. RefSeq names its product leucine rich repeat protein 1 (gene lrr1). NCBI's taxonomy places the organism in Eukaryota, Metazoa, Chordata, Actinopteri, Sciaenidae. The transcript has 5 exons. Gene Ontology annotation, cellular component: cytoplasm. Gene Ontology annotation, molecular function: protein binding. Bases 361 to 1626 code for a protein of 421 amino acids. The record is from RefSeq and is a predicted model, not a curated record.